UUCUGGGAAGUGGAGUUCUAGUCCAUCAGAGGGCAGGAAACUGCAGGCAAUCGAUACGGUACUCCUGUAUGAGUUCACCUUCACAUUUAUAACUACCCUCAAAAACAGCUAUUUAGCUUGUCCUCUGGAUUCCUAACAUCAUGAACGGGUCAGCAAUGUAUACUGCGCCUAUCGUGCUGGAUAUAAAGUUGAAAAGAGGACCACAAGGUCUGGGGUUUAACAUCGUGGGGGGUCUGGACCAGCAGUAUGUCCUGAAUGACAGUGGGAUUUAUGUGGCCAAAAUCAAACAGAAUGGAGCAGCAGCGCUGGAUGGAAGAUUACAAGAAGGAGACAAGAUAUUGGCGAUUAAUGGUCACAAGCUGGAGCACCUGUCACACAGUGCCGCGGUGGAUCUCUUCACGUCAGCGGGAGAGGACGUGCAGCUUCGCGUGCAGCAGAGGCCCACCAUGGCCAUUAAUGUUCCCCCCGGUCCCAGGCCUGACGGUGACUCUUCUGUCUCCUCCUUGGUAAUCCUUGUGGCUGUCCUGGGAGCUGCUGCAGCCGUUACCGUCCUCUACAUGCGCUUCCAGCCACAACUGAGGAGGCAUUUUUAACACGCUAAUUUUCUCCUCGAAAGCAUUUUUUUGUUUUUUUUGUUUAAGAGCAAAAGCUGGGACUGAACUUUGCUGAAGGCCACAAAAAGAAAAGAGGAAGAAAUGAACUAGAAAAAAACCAGUAAGCCAUGUUUCCAAUUUAUAGUUGUUCAUGUGGUUAGAAUUAUAAUUAUUUGUGUAUUUUGUUAUUAUCAUAGUUGCUUAACCCAAAUGAUACAAGUAUUUUGGUCUCUUUGCCACAGGGAUAACAACCAUGACAUGACGAGCUAACCUUGUCGUUGUAUAACUAAGAAAGGUGUACGAUUCACAAUAAACAUGGCAUUCCUACUGCUGAGCGGAGCUGUGCUCCUCAGACAGAAGGACUUGGGUGGUUAAAAAGCGUGUUUAUUCCAAAUAUAUCAUUUUUUAUAUCCGUCAGGAGGAGAGAGAUAUAUUUGUAGAGUUUCUAGGCAGAGUUUGAGCCCCUGACUCAUUCUGACGGCUCAUUAGUUUCGUGUUCUCGCAGCGAGGUUUUUUUUGUUGUUGGAAAGGGCCAUGUUGUUUUCUGUCACUCAGAGGACCUUUUGUAACUGAAUGGCUGAUCUGUUUUGGGGGGAGCCUGGCUAUGAGAACUCACUCGCUGUAUAUUUAGAUUUAGCCCGUCUGUUUUAUACAGAUGCAUAUUAGCUAUGUGUUUUUGUUGUCAUCUUUCUUUUGGUUUAUGUUCUGACCCCCCCCCUGUCGUAAAAACAGUCUCUAUAAUGGAGCAAACAUACUUCCAGGUGCAGUAGCUGUAUAUGUGUAUAUGUGUGAAGGUAACGUGUUGGGAGGUUGUUCAAACUGGUCACAAUGACGAGGUGGAUGUUCAAUCAGUGAUGUGCUGUGAACAUAGUAGCCUGGUCCCAGAUCUGUUGUCUCCUUCUGUAGCCUGGUCCCAGAUCUGUUGUCUCCUUCUGUAGCCUGGUCCCAGAUUUGUUGUCUCCUUCUGUAGCCUGGUCCCAGAUCGGGUGGCUCCUCCUGUAGCCUGGUCCCAGAUCUGUUGUCUCCUUCUGUAGCCUGGUCCCUGAUCGGGUGGCUCCUCCUGCAGCCUGGCCCCAGACGGGGUGGCUCCUCCUGUAGCCUGGUCCCAGAUCUGUUGUCUCCUUCUGUAGCCUGGUCCCAGAUCGGGUGGCUCCUCCUGCAGCCUGGCCCCAGACGGGGUGGCUCCUCCUGUAGCCUGGUCCCAGAUCUGUUGUCUCCUUCUGUAGCCUGGUCCCAGAUCUGUUGUCUCCUUCUGUAGCCUGGUCCCAGAUCUGUUGUCUCCUUCUGUAGCCUGGUCCAAGAUCUGUUGUCUCCUUCUGUAGCCUGGUCCCAGAUCGGGUGGCUCCUCCUGCAGCCUGGCCCCAGACGGGGUGGCUCCUCCUGUAGCCUGGCCCCAGACGGGGUGGCUCCUCCUGUAGCCUGGCCCCAGACGGGGUGGCUCCUCCUGUAGCCUGGCCCCAGAUCUGUUGUCUCCUUCUGUAGCCUGGUCCCAGAUCUGUUGUCUCCUUCUGUAGCCUAGUCCCAGAUCUGUUGUCUCCUUCUGUAGCCUGUUCUCAGACCGGGUGGCUCCUCCUGUAGCCUGGUCCCAGACCGGGUGGCUCCUCCUGUAGCCUGGCCCCAGACCGGGUGGCUCCUCCUGUAGCCUGGCCCCAGACUGGGUGGCUCCUCCUGUAGCCUGGCCCCAGACCGGGUGGCUCCUCCUGUAGCCUGGCCCCAGACCGGGUGGCUCCUCCUGUAGCCUGGCCCCAGACCGGGUGGCUCCUCCUGUAGCCUGGCCCCAGACCGGGUGGCUCCUCCUGUAGCCUGGCCCCAGACCGGGUGGCUCCUCCUGUAGCCUGGCCCCAGACCGGGUGGCUCCUCCUGUAGCCUGGCCCCAGACCGGGUGGCUCCUCCUGUAGCCUGGCCCCA
Oncorhynchus nerka (sockeye salmon) is the source of this 2501-nucleotide messenger RNA. RefSeq names its product synaptojanin-2-binding protein. The transcript has 4 exons. Bases 141 to 593 code for a protein of 150 amino acids. Gene Ontology annotation, molecular function: protein binding. Gene Ontology annotation, biological process: receptor localization to synapse; cell-cell adhesion; receptor clustering. Gene Ontology annotation, cellular component: postsynaptic density membrane; basolateral plasma membrane; neuron projection. NCBI's taxonomy places the organism in Eukaryota, Metazoa, Chordata, Actinopteri, Salmoniformes, Salmonidae. The record is from RefSeq and is a predicted model, not a curated record.